Folsomia candida is the source of this 1835-nucleotide messenger RNA. It is a transcript of the gene Rpn3, whose product is annotated as probable 26S proteasome non-ATPase regulatory subunit 3. Gene Ontology annotation, molecular function: enzyme regulator activity. The transcript has 9 exons. Lineage: Eukaryota; Metazoa; Arthropoda; Collembola; Entomobryomorpha; Isotomidae. The record is from RefSeq and is a predicted model, not a curated record. Gene Ontology annotation, cellular component: proteasome regulatory particle, lid subcomplex; proteasome complex. The coding region runs from base 89 to 1606 and encodes 505 amino acids. Gene Ontology annotation, biological process: ubiquitin-dependent protein catabolic process; regulation of protein catabolic process.
GUCAUCUCACAUCACACGUCUUCUCUCGCUCGCUUCUCAAAAUAAAUUCACAAUUUUUCGAAAGUUAAUUUUUAAAAACUUUUAAAUUAUGAAAGUGGUAGAGUCUAACGACAUCGAAAUGGCGGAUGCCACCGAUGGAAAGACGGUGGAGCCGGAAGUGAAAAAAGAUCCUGACUUGCUGACAAUUGAAGACAUCCGGGAGCAGGUAAAACAGUUGGAGAAAGCUGUGUACGGGAAGGACUUUCGAUUUACGCUCCGAACGCUGCGUUGUCUUCCAAAUACGAGGAGGAAAUUGAACUCGAACGUUUUACGGAGGAUUAUUGUUGGGUAUUACACCCACUCAGCGGAUAAGAGGGACUCCCUUUGUGCCUAUUUGGCUGAGCCAAUGGACACGGAUGCUGCACCGUCUCCACGAACAUUGCGGUCAGGACGGUCCACCAAUACUCCGCUGAUUCCGGAAAUUGAUGCGUAUCUACACCUCUUGGUCCUCCUGUAUCUACUGGACAACACGAAAACGGUGGAUGCCGUCAAAUGCGCUGAGCAUCUCAUGCAAAAGCUAAAAAACCACAAUCGUCGGUCUCUGGAUUUGAUCGCUGCCCGGUGUUACUUUUACUACUCUCGAGCAUAUGAAUUAGACAGCAAGUUUGAUCAAAUUCGGCCUUUCUUGCACGCAAAGCUUCGGACUGCAACUUUGAGGAACGAUUAUGAAGGACAGGCUGUUCUCAUAAAUUGUCUGUUACGGAAUUACCUGCACUACAAUUUGUAUGAUCAGGCGGAUAAGCUCGUGUCCAAGAGUACAUACCCAGAGACCAUGGCCAGCAACAAUGAACUUGCUCGCUAUCUAUAUUACCUGGGACGAAUUAAGGCAGUCCAGUUGGAUUACUCGAAUGCUCAAAAACAUUUAAUGCAAGCACUGCGGAAAGCACCACAACAUUCAGCAGUCGGCUUUAAGCAGACUGUUCAAAAGUUGUUGGUUACAGUUGAAUUACUUCUCGGAGAUAUUCCAGAGCGGUCAAUUUUCCAUCAGGCACACUUGAAGCGCUCGUUGGCUCCAUAUUUUCAAUUGACGCAAGCUGUACGUCUCGGAAAUCUCAGCAUGUUUAUAAAAGUCCUUGAAGAGUAUCAAAAGCAGUUUCAAGAAGACAGAACUUUCAUUUUAAUCCAACGUCUGAGACACAAUGUAAUCAAAACCGGUCUCCGGGCUAUCAGCACCAGCUACUCUAGAAUUAGCCUGGCUGAUAUUUCCCAAAAAUUGGUUCUUGAUGCGCCAGAAGAUGCGGCCAUAAAAGCACCAGGGGAGGAUGCAGAAUUUAUUGUCGCAAAGGCAAUCCGGGACAGCGUAAUUGAAGCUGGAAUUGACCACGAGGGCGGAUUCAUGGCUUCUAAAGAACGAACCGACGUGUACUGCACGCAAGAACCCCAGCUCGCUUUCCACCAGAGGAUCACGUUCUGCUUGAACAUUCACAACCAAAGUGUCAAAGCGAUGCGCUAUCCGCCCAAGAGCUACAACAAGGAUUUAGAGUCUGCAGAAGAACGGAGAGAACGAGAACAGCAGGAUCUGGAACUUGCUAAAGAAAUGGCAGAAGAUGAUGACGACUUCGUUUAAAUCAACACUUAAGAACCCGAUUAUUUAAUUACAUAUAGUUCAUAAAAAUAAUUUUUAGCAUCAUAAUAUGCAAAAAUUUGCAGUUUUUGUAAGAACAACUCUACCAUAAAUAGAGACUCAAAAUUGUCAUAAGUAUGUACGAAUAUUAUUACGGGCUACGGUGGAUAUAAUACUGUAAUUUGAAACUCUUGUAAAGGUUGGAAAUUAAUAAAAUAUCUUUUUAAAAUGA